AUCAAGAAACAGACUUUCUCCGUCCUUUUGUCACCAGCGUUGCCUAUCUUUCCGUUGCUCCUGAAGCACGAGCCGCGGGCGGGACCUGACGCUUCGUGGCCUUUCCGGGAUUGCUUUUCCUUGCCAGCGAGGAACCGCGACGCGCAGCUUGGCCACGAAUGAAGUGCCAUGGGUCCUCGGCCACAGAAAGGAACGUACUCAAAGGUCAAGCCGGCCCCAAAGACAGAGGAAGAGAAAAGAAAGCAUUUCAAGCAGAGGAAGGUCAUUCCAAAGUUCAGCGACCUUUUUAUUAACAAGGAUGAAAACGAGAGUGACCCUUUUGACGCCGUGUUUGAAACUAGCAAUGCGGAUCACGGUAAACUGAAGAAGUCAAAACGCAAGGUUCCGGGUAAACAGAGAAGACCACUAACUGUUAACAACACACUGUUAAACAGUAGUCUUGGCAGUAGUCAUAACUCUGCCAAUGAUACUUUUGACAAGCUCUUGAAAGAGGCAAAACUACCCUCUGUGGUUGCAAAUAGUAGUAACCAGCUUUCAUCAUCAGCUGGAAGCUCGCUAGAAGUUGAUGGAAUCUUGUAUCAGUCCCUCUUCUCUUCAGUAGCGUGUUCGACAGCAACUGCACAAAACCAUGAUCACAAAGAAGAAACAAAGCAUGUUUUGCCCACCAAAGAAUCUAAAAAAGAUACUGAAAAUAAAAGAGCAAACAAGAGGAAAAAAGAAAGAGAAGAAAAAGGUUCAAAGAGUAAAACUGUUGGGAAUAAUGGGGGAAAGGCAUCUGCAAGGAAGAAUGCAAUAAAAGAGAUUGCAUCAGUGUUUCCCUCUGGGACUAUAUUCAAGAUACCAGUGAUUCAGCUGCGCAGAACAACCAGCUUCACCACACCUCCUGUUUGUCGAACACAGAAGAAAAUCGGUGAAGAAAAGGAGUUGGCAGAAAGCCCUUUUGAGGUCCAGAGUAAAGCCCAGGAAGUGCUCAGGCAUAAAUCCAGUGACAAAGGUGAUGUGAUAACAAGCACUCCAGCAGAUGUGAGCCGGCUGAAGGCAGUGGUGAAAGAUGGGAAAACAUGGAGCAUGCCAUCAACUCCAACCCUUGAGCACUUUAUAUCUCCAGUGCCAAAGGAAAGCUACCUUGUUGCUCUUAGUAAUUCAUCAGAUUUUGAGUCUCCGAUGUCCUUUAAAUCUAAAUCAAAUAUCCACUCAAAUCAUGAAGGUCAAAGUGAACAAUCUGCUGAAAGCAGAUAUGAGACCUGCAGCUCAGAUAUAAGUAGCAAGUCUUCAGACAGUUUACCAGCCGUGGCAUCUGAAGCAAAGGGAACCAUUUCAGCAUGCCAUCUAAAUAAAGAAAACUAUAGGGAUAGUGGGAGUGAAACAGAAAGGUUUUAUAAUAGCUCUUUGGAAUUGGAGAGCGGCCCAUUCAAAGGGGUUGUUAUACCAUCUCAUGACCGUACCAGAGCACGUAAAAGUAGUUUUGGUCUUGCUGAAAGCAGUGAACCAGAAACUAGUGUUGAGCUUAGCAGUAUCAUAGGUUUAAGGAAUGUAGGCACUGCUAGAACUCUGAAAAAUAAAGUCACUACUAGAAAAAAGAAAGCUGCUGCUGUUGAGAUUAGAAACAAAUUUGAAUCUUCAGCAGACCUCUCCAAUUUAGAAAGAUCUUUAGCUCACCUGUACAAAAGAAAUGGGCAGUUGACUAUCUCUAAACAAAAUCUAAGAAUAAACACUAAGCAGUUAGGCUCAAAAUUGUCUCUUAAAAAAUCUUGGGCAAAGCCUUCUCCAGUUCUGACUAGACUAAGGCAGAAAGCUCCCAGACAAACUAAGAUUUAUGAUAUCUCUUUGGACAGUGUAGUGUCAGCACAAGAAAAUUCAAAAAGCAAUUCCAAAAGUCAGUUAUCAGGCACGGAAAAAUCCUUAGUCAUAGGGAGACGGAAAAGAAUAUCUAAAGAGGCAGGUUGUGUGAAGAAUCGCAUUCAACUGGAUACCUCGGACACAGACACUUCUCUUGUCAUUCCAAGAAGACCUCCUAAGAAGCUGAGUGUUAGAAAAAAAGUGAAGGAUAAUACUUCCUUGAAACCAUCAAAAAGAAAUAGCCAGUUCAUGUCUGAUGCUGAUUUAAGCAGUGUCAGUGUGGCUGAAAAUUCACAGGUGAAGAGGAGAAGUGGAAGAUUACUAGCCAUGAAGCGACAGACAUUUGUGCCGUCUCCAAAGUUAUUGAGAAGGAAAUAUGCAAAGUUGUGCAAAAAUCAUUUGGAAGAAAGUGCAACCAAGUUGCAGUGUGAGAAUGAAAACCAUAUUAAUACAAGUAGAAUUCAUAAUCAGACUGAUCUAAGAGAACUCAGUCUGAAAAACUUAAGCAGGAUGUCUGCUAAAAGUGUGCAGGUUUUAGAGGCCACUGCCAUGAGUUUUGGUUCAGUAGAUACUACAGUAUUUACGGACUUCCAGACCAGAAAAGAGAGGAGAGGUAACCAGUUAGUCUACUGUAAACUAGAAUCAAGUGGAGACAUGUUUGAUACCUCAGAUACCCAUAUAUCAGAAGUACACAAUGAAGAGUCAGAUGGUUUUGAGGAACCACAAGUUAUUGAUAAAGAUCUUGAGAAUUCAGAGCAAACAAGUUCAGAUGAAAAAGAUGUAGAUUCUCUAGAACAGACACCACCUAGUGGGGAUUCCUGUCCCUUGGUUGAAAGCAGCAUUCAUGAGAAUUCUCUUCUGGAACUAGAGGAAUUGGAAGAUGUAUGCAGAAGCGUGAAAGUACAGUGUAUGAUUCCUGUGAAGGGAGGCAAGGGCUGGAGACGAUCCUGUCUUAGCAUGGCUGCAGCAAAGAUCCCUCACCGACAGGAUGAAACAGGCAUCCGUCGUCAGACAGUACAUACUGUUUCCGAUGGGCACAGACGAAGAACUGGGAGGCGGAUAUCAGCUAUUCCUCAGGAUAUAAGUAGACACAUACAACAGAUGGGAACUGCACAUAAAGUGGAUAUGCACUCUUCACAUCACACAAGCUUCCAUGCAGUGGUCAGCAGUGAUGCCUCUGAACCUGCCAUACCCUCUGACCCCAGGGAGUAUGUUCUCAAGCUGUGCAGUCAAGUUGCUCCCGUCCCCAUUGAUGAGUGUUUCACAGAGAGCCGUCUCGUCAGUUGUAAGAAGAUCGGAGAGGGUGUAUAUGGGGAGGUUUUCAUGACACGGCCUAACCCAAACAACCUUGAGGGGGCAACCGUCCUCAAAAUCAUGCCCAUCGAAGGAGAUUUUGAAGUUAAUGGAGAACCACAGAAGAAGUUUGGGGAGAUUGUCUCUGAAAUUGUCAUAUCCCUGGAACUGAGCAAUUUAAGAAAAUCUGAAAAUGAGCCAAAUUGGACAGAAAACUAUGUAAAUGUGCUAAACUCUUGGUGUGUCCAGGGUUCUUAUAUACAAGAUCUUCUCAACAUGUGGGAUGUAUACAAUGAAGAAAAAGGUUCCGAAAACGACCGACCGGACCUCUUCCCUGACUCACAGCUCUAUAUUGUGUUGGAGUUUGGACACGGUGGAGGCGAUUUGGAGAGCUAUGUGUUCAAUAAUGCCGGUGAAUCACUGGCUGUAUUCUUGCAGAUUGCUUACAGUUUGGCAGUGGCUGAACAGGAGUUGGAAUUCGAGCACCGUGACCUCCACUGGGGCAACGUGUUAGUAGCACCCACAAAAGAAUCUAUGAUGGACUUCAGGGUAUCAGGAGCCACUUACAGGCUACCCACAAAGGGACUGAAGGCUACUGUGAUUGAUUUCACCCUAUCACGUCUUCAUUUAAAACAUUGUGUGAUGUACAAUAACCUUGGAGAAGAUCCCUCAUUAUUCACAGCAGAAGGAGAUUAUCAGUUUGAAAUAUAUAGGCAGAUGAGAAAAGCAAAUGGAAAUGACUGGGAGAAAUUCACACCAUACACCAAUGUUCUGUGGCUUCAUUACAUUUUAGACAAGAUGAUUGGCGAAUGCUAUUACAAGAAGGUGAAGACAAAAGUCCACUCCAGUAAUCUUGCCCAACUUCGGAAACUCAAAGGAAAGAUGCUGAGCUGUGAAAGUGCGACAGAUUUUGUUUUCCAGAGAGAGAUGAAUAUUUAGUGAUUGUAUUUGUUUUUUCGCAUUCCUUUCCUCCUUCAUGAAUGUCCUUCUCAUGAAGCUUUAAGAAGAUUCAGCUGUUUAGGUCAAGAAUAAGUGGAUAGCCUUGUUUUUCUAUUCUGCUCACUGUAAAUUGAAGUGUAAAUUUGUAAAUAUAUACUUUUUAUUA
This is a messenger RNA of Penaeus chinensis, 4237 nucleotides long. RefSeq lists its product as uncharacterized. The coding region runs from base 169 to 4071 and encodes 1300 amino acids. The transcript has 13 exons. Gene Ontology annotation, biological process: protein phosphorylation; intracellular signal transduction; mitotic cell cycle. The record is from RefSeq and is a predicted model, not a curated record. NCBI's taxonomy places the organism in Eukaryota, Metazoa, Arthropoda, Malacostraca, Decapoda, Penaeidae. Gene Ontology annotation, cellular component: nucleus; cytoplasm. Gene Ontology annotation, molecular function: ATP binding; histone H3T3 kinase activity.